Messenger RNA from Eimeria mitis, 942 nucleotides. RefSeq lists its product as uncharacterized. The record is from RefSeq and is a predicted model, not a curated record. Lineage: Eukaryota; Apicomplexa; Conoidasida; Eucoccidiorida; Eimeriidae. The transcript is spliced from 2 exons. Bases 1 to 942 code for a protein of 313 amino acids. Gene Ontology annotation, molecular function: ice binding.
AUGUUUCUGUAUGGGGUUUGUAGAGAGCUGAGGGUUUAUUUAGCAUUGGUUGCAGGUGUAGCAGAUCGUCUUAGUACACAGCAGGGAACGGAAGGUGCAGGCCAGCAGCAGCAGCAACAGCAGCAGCAGCAACAGCAGCAGCAGCCGCAGCAGCAGCAGCAGCAGCAACAGCAGCCGCAGCAGCAGCAGCAGCAGCGGUUGGACAAUUCGUUCUUCCAGCAGCAGCAGCAGCAGGUGCAGGCGCAGUUGCAGCAGCAGCAGCAGGUGCAGGCGCAGUUGCAGCAGCAGCAGCAGCUUCUGCUGCAGCAGCAGCUUCUGCUGCAGCAGCAGCAGCUCGAUAGACACCCCAACCCCUUUCUGCUGCCCCACUACGCCCAACCCCUCAAUUCAGGUGUAUACGCAGCUCCUAUACAUCCUCCCCUAAUGCAGUAUGUAGGCGCAUGCAACCAUGGUGGUGCUGCUGCUGCUGCUGCUGCUGCUGCAGCAGGAGCACCCGUACUAGGUCUACUUGACCACCAGAUGCUGCAGCAGCAGCAGCAGCAGCAGCAGCAGCAGCAACAGCAACAGCAGCAGCAGCAGCAGCAGCAGCAUGCAUGCAUCCACACAUUCGCCUCUCCACCGGGAGCAUCCACACCAACUAUUAAUUUGUUUGCUGCUGCUGCUGCUGCAGCACCAACAGCAGCAGCAGCAGCAUCUGCUGCUGCUGCUGCUGCUGGCGAUGCUCCCGUAAGCUGCGACAGCAAAAGUGCAGCAGAUGCAGCAGCAGCAUCAGCAGCAGCAGCAGCAGCACCACCACCAUCCACAGCAGCAACAGCAGCAGCAGCAACUGCAGCAGCAGCAACAGCAGCAGCAGCAGCAGCAGCAGCAGCAAACGGAUUGUCGCAGCGAGGAGAACUCAGGGAGAUAGAGGUAGAGGCUAGCAGCAGCCAGGAGAGAAUAUAA